Messenger RNA from Polyodon spathula (Mississippi paddlefish), 1861 nucleotides. RefSeq names its product DEP domain-containing protein 1A-like. The record is from RefSeq and is a predicted model, not a curated record. Lineage: Eukaryota; Metazoa; Chordata; Actinopteri; Acipenseriformes; Polyodontidae. Gene Ontology annotation, biological process: signal transduction.
UCCAACAUCACCCUUGAAGGCAAUUUCAAAUCACCCCCUGCUUGCAAGAAAGAAAAGUGUAAAUGGUUUAAAGGAUAAAGAUGGCUUUUAAAUUCCCUCACCUGAACAGAAGAAGCUCAAAGAAGGAUGUGGAACUCCGGGAAAAUACAGAGCCAGUAAGUAAAAUAGAGCCAAUGAAAGUCCCUGAAAAGGUGCCACAAGUGCACAGAAGAGAGAUUACACAGGAGGAUGUAGAUGAUGUUUGGAGAAAUAUUACUCUAACACAUUUGCAGAAAACUUUGGGUCUGACCUCACUGGAAGAGAUCCUAGACCAAGCACAAGUUAACCCUCAUCACAUUGUCUACAACAUGACUAACGUCAACAAGCAUGGAGUUGUGACGUUACAGGACAAAUCGGGGGAUCUCCCUCACUGGGUAUUAUCUGCUAUGAAGUGUUUGGCAAACUGGCCAAAGUACGAUACAAGCCAGCCAUCUUAUCCUGGCUUUGAAAGGGAUGUUUUCAAAACAGUUUCGGAUUAUUUUCUGAAUCUUCCUCAACCGCUGCUUGCAUUUGAAUUCUAUGAAUUGUUUGUGAAUGUCUUGGGUCUUUUGCAGCCUCAGUUGGAAAGGGUUGCAAUUGAAGCACUGCAACUGUGCACCCUUUUACUACCUCCAGCCAACCGACGUAAGCUCCAGCUGCUGAUGCGGAUGAUAUCUCGAAUGAGCCAGAAUGUAGACAUGCCACGGCUUCAUGAUGCUAUUGGAACACGAACUUUGAUGGUGCAGACAUUCUCACGUUGUGUAUUAUGCUGUGAAGAGGAAAUUGACCUUGAUGAGCUCUUGGCAACAAGAUUGGUUUCUUUCUUAACGGACCACCACCAGGAGAUUCUUCAAGUUCCUGUUUACCUGCGAAAUGCGGUUCAGGACCAUAUCGACUACCUCAAGAAAGUUCAGACUACGUAUCCAGGAACAGGUGUGAGCGGCAACGCCACCUUGCCAAUGUACUUCUUCUGCAGACAGAUAAGCACCCAGGAAUUUGAGCAACAGAAGUUAUCUGCCUCCCAAUCUGACCUAGCUGAUUUGCUGGAAAGUCUCCUCAAAGAUAAAAAACUCUCUAUUAAGGACAAAAAGAAGAAGCUUAAGAAGUUUCAGAAAGAAUAUCCAGAAAUCUACCACAAUCGUUUCCCGACCACAGAAAGUGAAGCCCAGCUUUUUGUUGACAAACCAAAGAUCAAGCCUCCAAUGCUGAUAGCUAUGAAGAAGCCCAAAAUACUUGGCAUGCGAAACUGAAGGUUGACUGUUUGAAAGAAAAAUCUAUUCCUGAGGAAUAGACCCCUUUACAGCGGGGGGGAAAAAAAUGGAUAUUGUGAUAAACUGUACUGUACAGUGGAAAUCCUAGAACAGGUGCAGAUUACUUGAGGAUCAAGACUAGAGGCAAUUUUUGAUUUCCUUAUUUAAUCUAAUUUUUAAUCUUAUGUGUUUUGAGUUUUUUUAUUUUUAUUUAAUGUGCUUGUCUUUACAGCAAAGGCUUGCUUGCUUUGUAGAUAUUGUCUAGUAGAAAAUAUUGUGGACUAUAUUCACCAUUGCAGUUAGUCUGAGGGGAGCAAAGCCCACUAAGUGCAUUAACCAACCAACCAACCAAUUAAUAGGCGAAAGUUACAUGAUUUCCCUUUCUUACAUAUUGAAUUUGCACUUUUUAUCUAUUUUGUACCUGGUUGUAUUUAAAAUGUUUUGAUGGGGGUUUUUUUUGCACCAUUACUUCAUGUCUGGGGUGUAUAUUUCUAAACUUUAUGCUGUGUAUUCACAUGGAAGCAAUCAUUGUAUAGAUGGUAGUGGACUCCUCAGCUAACCAUUGUUUUAUUUUCAGCCCCUCAUUUUGUUAU